GAGACUUUUCCGGAAUAUGAUUGGCUGAAAAUAGUGGCACAUUUGAAAGGGAAUUUUAUGUGAAGUUUGCCGUGUUUUUAUCAAUAAUAUCCGCAUUUUUGACUGUCACAAACAGUGUCAUUAAAGGACGUUAUUCUAUGCUUUAAAAAAAGCAGAGAUGAGUUACUCAGAGUUGAAAGGUCUUUACCACCUUAGGGAGACCAUCGGGUCCGGUGGUUUUGCAAAGGUGAAGCUGGCAUAUCAUUCUUUGACAGGAGAAAAAGUUGCAAUAAAAAUCAUGGAUAAAAGAUCUCUAGGGGAAGAUCUUCCUAGAGUGAAGACAGAGAUUGCAGCAAUGCAGGAUUUAUGCCAUCAGCAUAUUUGUAAAUUAUACCAGGUGAUAGAAACUACAGACCGUUUUUACAUGGUUCUAGAGUAUUGUCCGGAAGGAGAACUGUUUGAUUACAUUGUGGCCAAAGACAGACUAGGUGAGGAGGAGGCUAGAAUAUUCUUCCGUCAGAUUGUUUCAGCUGUGGCUUACAUACACAACCAGGGUUACGCCCAUAGAGAUCUGAAACCAGAGAACUUGUUACUGGAUGAGGAACAAAAUUUAAAACUUAUAGACUUUGGUCUCUGUGCAAAACCUAGAGGUGGCAUGGAGAAUCAUUUGUACACGUGUUGUGGCAGCCCAGCUUAUGCAGCUCCUGAACUCAUUUCUGGGAAAGAAUAUCUGGGUGCCGAGGCUGAUAUAUGGAGUAUGGGAAUCCUGUUGUAUGCAUUAUUAUGUGGUUAUCUCCCUUUUGAUGAUGAGAAUAUUCCACAGCUUUACAAGAAAAUACAGAGUGGGAAAUACGACACACCUUCCUGGUUAUCCGGUGAGAGUAAAGAGUUGAUACAGGCUAUGUUACAAGUGGACCCAAAACGUCGAGCUACCAUCAACCAGCUCGUGGAGCAUCCCUGGUUAAUGAAAGGUGUAGACAUACCUGUAGAAUGGAACAGUAAAUAUAGGCGGAAAGUUGAUGAUGACUGCAUUACAGAACUUGCAGUGCAUUAUGGGAAGUCUAAACAGGAAAUGGAAACGGACGUUCAACAGUGGAAGUUUGACUACCUGACAUCUACAUACUUUUUAUUACUGGAGAAGAAAUUAAAGGGACGACCUGUAAGGUUGAUACAACAACAACACAAACAGUCGCAAGAUACACCUAGGCCGAGAAGUCAAAGUGCUGAUUCAUGUAGAACCCGGUAGAGAAAUCGGAAAAUGUUUGCAGUCGUACACAGGAAAAAUCAGCGCCAAGGGCAGAGAGACCAAAAUCGAAAAGCCAGAGAAAGACUUGCAUUCUCUGAUAAUAAAAACAGCAAUAAAGAAAAUAAGGAGAACUUUCUUAUACCAGAGACUCCAAGUUAUAAGAAUAAAACACCUAGACCAAGGAAUAAUAAUAACAAGAACCUUAUAGAACAGAAUAACUUUGAAAAUAGGAAACCUAGAUCACCGUUAAUGGCUAAACAGUUACCAGUCGCCCUUGACGAUACAUUAUGCACACCAGGGAAGAUGCACAAUGGUUCCAUGUUGAACAGCACACUUUCACCAUCACGGUCGUACGAUUCACAACUAAAUAAUCUACAGAAAGAAACACACCCCAGCGCAUCAAAGAAACAAGUGCCUCCUAAAUCUAACAGGGCCUCAUCCGUUGAUGACGAUCUAUACAAAGCUCACAUGGACACGACACCAAGCAAGUCGAGGAAGGGUUCCGUGUUUGGCAGUCUGGAGAAGGUAUUCAACAUGCUUACACCAAAGAAACAAAGAGGAUCUUCAUCUGACGGUCCCAGGAAAGUCAAGGCUGUACACAAUGUAUUCAGGACCAAUGAAACAAAUGCUGAUACUGCUUUUGCCAGUUUGAAGGCUACUGUGAAGAAGAAGUUUAUACCUUUUAAAGAGAGCGACUAUACUUUACGUUGUACUGUGAUGGACGAUUGGGGGCGCGUCAAACUGGCUUUUGAUUUAGAAGUUUGUGCUAUACCCAAGAUGUCAUUUGUUGGCGUGUGUAGAAAAAGGGUGAAAGGCGAUACAUGGCACUACAAGAAACUGUGCGAGGAUAUUUUGUCCACUGCUAAAUUGAUGUGCUGAUUUUGAUUGGAUAAUACAUAACAACAGUGCCCAACACAACUUACACAGUGCUCUGUGAUAUCUCUACUCGAGUGUACCUCAUCCCUCAUAAUGUGAUCGUGAACUUACAAAUGAUAAAAUGUGCCACAUAGUCAUAUAGUAACCGUAGUAGAAAUGUUUAAAUUCAUCAAUGGUUUGACAGUUGGUUGUGAUAUCAAAUGGUACAAGGUUUUCUUUUCCGAAAAAAUAUUAACAAACUUGCCAUUUGUUCUGCAUAGCCGAAAUAGAAAAUAUUUAGGGUAACAAUUUGGCGGCUGUGAUUUUUUUUAUCUGCAUGAGAAGAAAUUAGUCAAAUGGUAAUAAAUAAGUGACUAGUUGAAGUUUUAGCUGUGUAUAUAUCUUAUCAUGUAUUUAUGGACUUGUUUUAAAAUUUCAGGACAUUGUAUGUGCAUGUCUUUUUAUAUUCAAAUAUAUAUUUUUAAUAAGUGCUUUUUUGAUGAAACUUCAAAAAUUGUUUUCAAGAAUUGUGUUCAAUAGACAUAAAGAUUCAAAUUUUGACAUGAGAAUAAUAAAAGUAAACAUUAGAAAAAAAAAGUGUCUCAAUGACAUAGUUGUAAUUAGUACGGUGUUUAUAAUGUUAGGUGUAAAAAGACUGCGAUGGAGCAAAGUUAUAAUAUGUAUAGCACUGAAAAAAUACAUUAUAAACUGUGCCUUGAUUUUAUUUCAAUUACUAUAACUUUAAAUCUUUUGGUGCAAUUGUAUGCUUUUCAUCCAUUUGAUUUUUGAAAAAUAGUUUUUUUUUUCCACUAAAAAGUAACUGUUUCAGUGUUCAAGUCAAGGAUAGACAAUUUAUUCAUGUCUCUCUGUAAGUGAAAGUUGGCUUUGUUGAAUAUUACAGCGACUUUUAAUGCCAGUAAUUAUGUCUCCUUAAAUUUUUAUCUGUCCGUUUGUCCUCAAUUAAGCUUGUCCGCCCUUCGCAGGUCAAACUACUGGUGGGAUUUCAAGUAAACUUUACAGGAGUGAUCAGUACUAUCCUUAGUUGUACAAAUUACCGGCAUGUUCUGCUUCGUUGCACAGAAUGGCCACCAAAGCUGAAAAUAGAAAAAUCUUGUCCAGCCUUCCACAUCAUUUACUGGUAGGAUUUCAACCAAACUUCACAGGAGUGAUCAGUACCAUCCCUAGUUGUGCACAUCGCUGGCAUGUUCUGCUUCGCUGCACAAAAUGGCCGCCAGAGCUUAAAAUAGAUAAAUCUUGUACGGCCUUCAUAGGUUAAACUACUGGUGUGAUUUCAACCAAACUUCACAGGAGUGAUCAGUACCAUCCUUAGUUGUGCACAUCGCCAUCAUGUUCUGCUUUGCUGCCCAAAAUGGCCGCCAGAGCUAAAAAUAGAAAUAGCUUGUCCGGCCUUCACAGGUCAAACUACUGAUUGGGUUUCAACCAAACUUUACAGGAGUGAUCAGUACCAUCCUUAGUUGUGCAUGUCACCAGCACGUUCUGCUGCUUUGCACAAAAUGGCCGCCAGAGCUAAAAAUAGAAAAAUCUUGUCCGGCCUUUACAGGUCAUACUACUGGUAGGUUUUCAACCAAACUUUACAGGAGUGAUCAGUACCAUCCUUAGUUGUGCACAUAGACGUUCAAUUGUACUGCACAAAAUGGCAGCCAGAGCUAAAAAUAACAUAAUUCUUGUCCGGCCUUCACAGGUCAAACUACAGAUGGAAUUUCAACCAAACUUUACAGGAGUGAUCAGUACCAUCUAUGGUUGUGCACAUCACUGGCACGUUCUGCUUAGCUGCAGAAAAUGGCCGCCAGAGCUAAAAAUAUAAAAAUCAUGUCCGGCCUUCAUAGGUCAAACUACUGGUGGGAUUUCAACCAAACUUUACAGGAGUAAUCAGUACCAUCCUUAGUUGUGCACAUCACCGGCAAGUUCUGCUUGCACUAAAUGGCCAUCAGAGCUAUAAAUAGAAAAAUCUUGUCCAUCUUUCACAGGUCAAGCUACUAAUACUUCACGAUUGACCAUACAUAGUUUUGGAAGACUUUUGUUUUCGUGACAAAAACCCUUCUAGUUUAAAAAAUUUGUAAUGUUAGUAAUUUGAACCUUUGUUUUUAUUGUAAAAUUUCAAACUUGCAUGUUAUGGAAAUUGUAAACAAAUGAUCAAUAUGAAUUUGCAGGAAAAUUGCCAUCUUACCAUCUGUGAUAACAAAAUACUUAUCCAAUAUGUGUUUCACAUCUCUGUUCUGUAUUGGCGUUAAAAUAUAUCAUGCUUUUCGUCUUGGUGAAAUUUUCAAUGCCCAUUUGUAUUUGAUCUUGUAUAUUGUAAAAUAUCAUCCUUGUAUUUUAGACAUUUACACUUAUUUAAAAUUUUUACCAUGGCUUGUCAUUUACUUGUUUUUCAGUUAAUCAGAUUUUUCAGGAUUUUAAUACUUGAUAUAAUUAUAAUGGCAUAAAAAGAAGAGUUAACAUGUCCUUUUAUGAAUAAAUGUAACUUCAUAAAUCACAUUAAAUCAAAGCAUAUUAUUAUGUACUAAUAUUUCUCUUUCUUUUAAUUUCACUAUUCAUUGUUUUAUGCAGAAAUGUUAUUAUAUGAUUUUUUUUAAAGCUGAGUAAACUUUGCAUUUGGUAAUUUUGUAUAUAUAAAUGUAGUUGUCUUUAUCAAAUUGUCUCACAUUUAGAAUUGUAAAUAUAUAUUCUACUUGUCUAAUAUUUAUGUAUAAAUCAUGUCUUAUUAACAUAAAUAAAGUGCAAAAAAUUGAAA
Molecule: messenger RNA, 4835 nt
Organism: Ruditapes philippinarum (Manila clam)
Lineage: Eukaryota; Metazoa; Mollusca; Bivalvia; Venerida; Veneridae
Product: maternal embryonic leucine zipper kinase-like
Biological process (GO): microtubule cytoskeleton organization; intracellular signal transduction; protein phosphorylation
Cellular component (GO): cytoplasm
Molecular function (GO): tau-protein kinase activity; ATP binding; protein serine/threonine kinase activity
Source: RefSeq, a predicted model, not a curated record